AUCAGUGCACAUCCCAGGAAAUACUACAAAUAUGGAGUACACUGUAGCACUACUGUUUUCUUUGCUGCAUGUUAUAAAUGUGGGCACCGCUGCUCCUCUGCCUGUGGAAGUAGUGAAGAUGAAGUCAAAAGUGAAGUGGAUGGCUGAACAGCUGGUGGUUAGGCUGGACAAGGAUUUCCAAGCCCCUGUCGGCCUGACACUCAGCCCACCUGCUGAUGAUCUGGAUGGACCUUCCUCCAUAGUGUCGGUCUUGGACGGUUAUAACAGCCUGAUCUCUGACACACUUAACGGGGUCUCCCAGGUCAAGCUUGACAUCUCUUCACUGACAGGUUACAUCAGUCAGUGGAGGCAGGGGCACUGCAGCGAGCAGCAGCCAAAGCCUCCGGUGCCAGGCUCCCUGCAAGAGUUACAAAGCCGAAAAGAGUUUAUUCACACUGUGAGCAUCGAGGCUCUCAUGAGAGUGAAGGAGUUCCUCAAUCUGCUGCUGAAAAAUCUGGAUCAUCUUGAGACCUGCUGAAAGGCAUUAGGAUCAGUACAGCAGUAGGCCUCAUCUUUGGACAAGCUAUUUCCAGUUAUGUCAAGUCAGCAUCAGUGAUGUCUGACUUGGUUCCACUGGCUAUGCUUCAAUGUGUUUUGAAGGCAAUUUUUUCUUGAACAUGCACUUAUUUAUAUACAUAUGUAUUUAUUUAUCUACUGUAUUUAGAAGAUAUGUAUUUUGUACUAAACUUUUUUUCAUCAGCAUAUUUGCAGAAAAAGGGAACUUUUCACAGGAAUGUUUAUAUGCCAACAGAUCUAGAGUAUGUUUUGCACACAAAUAUAAAUCAGAUGCUCAUAGAUUUGUAAUAUAACCAGUGUUGUGUCAACUCUUAAAAAAAGAGCUACACUUAAUUUAGUCAUAAAGCUGAAUUAACAGUGUAUGGCUGAGUGCAGCCAGAAAAAAAACAUCACCAUGAACAGUGAUGUCAUCUCUUGAAACUUGGCAAGAAUUUAAACAAUGUGUUUGUAUGAGAACUGGUAGAACAGGAAGAGGAAAGGGCAACUUUAAUUUCAGUGCAAUAUCAUCAGCUCUUCCAAAAUGGCUAUUUAUGUCCAUAGGUAUUUUGUAUGUUAUGUACAGUUGACAUUAUUUUUUUAUAACUACUGGA
Messenger RNA from Monopterus albus (swamp eel), 1145 nucleotides. RefSeq names its product leptin-like. The transcript has 3 exons. Bases 32 to 517 code for a protein of 161 amino acids. The record is from RefSeq and is a predicted model, not a curated record. NCBI's taxonomy places the organism in Eukaryota, Metazoa, Chordata, Actinopteri, Synbranchiformes, Synbranchidae.